Eufriesea mexicana is the source of this 5406-nucleotide messenger RNA. RefSeq names its product stranded at second (gene sas). Lineage: Eukaryota; Metazoa; Arthropoda; Insecta; Hymenoptera; Apidae. The record is from RefSeq and is a predicted model, not a curated record. Bases 483 to 5216 code for a protein of 1577 amino acids. Gene Ontology annotation, molecular function: integrin binding. The transcript has 13 exons. Gene Ontology annotation, biological process: positive regulation of cell differentiation; cell adhesion.
CAGAAGGCGAGUGUAAAGCGUCGAUAGUGUCCAGCUCGUGUAGCAGCCUGUAGAAUCGCGUGGCGGACCUGUAGCAAGGUGAGCGUGGAGAAUUCUCCGGCUGGCCGGAGAGGAGGAAUGAAAGGCAAGCGAGGCAACAACGCCAGCACCGGCAAGGAGGAGGUAGAUCCCGCUCACCGGUGCACUUCACCUCCGGCCUCGGCACGGAUCGCGAGCGAACCGACCAACGACGAACCAGUGAACCGAGUGAACCGAUCCUCGCUUGCCAUCCCGUUCGUGUUAUUAUCCCCUGCGUGUACGGUGCUCCACGACUUGUUCCUCUGUUCUUAACUCGCGCGGAAGAUCGACUCAUCGCCGAUCGCGAGUUCGUUCGCGCCUCGUUUCGGACAGUGUGCGCGUUUCCACCGAGUGACAAGGUUCUCCGUGAGUGCGCGGUUGGUGCUUCGACGGCGUUUCCGUGGGACCGUGAAGAAUGCGGUAGGAUGCGUAUCCAGGAUAGAUGCUUCCUGCGCGCGGUCGCAGGACUCUGCCUGCUAGGCGGGGUCAUCGCGUUGUCGUCAGCCGUCGACGUCGAGACACCUGUACAAACAACCACGGGUACGGUCAUCGAAGAAAUACCGGGUGUCGAACCGCUUCGCGGUGACGCGAGAAGUGAAUCGAUCGAUCGCAAGUCGGAGUACCCGAGCAAAGAGCAGGAUUUUAAAACCACGAUUGAGCCGAAGAAGAAACCGAUUGACUUCAAGAUCAAGACUGAGCAAAAGUAUCAGAAGAUCUUCAAGGACGAUGACUCGAAACGUAGCGAAAGUAACGAAGCCGUGGUCGUCACGACGACUCCGAUGUCGUCAACGAAAUUGGUCGAAGAUACAACCACGAGACAGAUGGAAACCGUGGGGGUCACGAUCCCCCUUCUGUUUCACGGCGAACCUAUCGUAACUGCGAUGAACGUCUCCAUACCGAUCGAAUCGUCGACGAGCAGUGACAUCUCGUCGACGUCAGAGAGCAGCACCGACAGUGUUCACGCGACGGAAGAGACAACAGCGUUCAGGGGUAGGGCACUGAAUAUUUCGGCGCCAGAACCGACCAAUUCUUUGCACUCGAACAUCACUGACUUGAGCGAUGUCAGCAUGGACGACGAUGACAAAGAAGUCGAAGGCGGUGAAUACGUAGCAUCACACAACGAAACUGCUAUAAACAUCUCUUCGACCUUGCUGCCAACGGUGAAUGUGUGCGUGGAAGAAAACCGAACGUACACCGUGGGAGAAAGAAUCAUAAGGGGUUGCGAGGAAAAGUGCAUAUGCGGUGAGAGUGGCAUAGCCAUAGACUGCAAGCCACUUUGUUCUUCGCCGUAUGUCCGAGCCAAUCGAGGAGUCGAGGAUCCGUUGUGUCAAGAGAAACUCGUCAACGAAGAACCGUGCUGUGCCAUUUUGGUCUGUGCUGCUGAUUCAGCACCUGAACCGGAAGAGACUUGUAUCUUUGGAAACAAGACGAUAAUGAGAGGCCAACGAGUAGAGGAUGGCUGUACCAGGAUCUGUAUUUGUGAGGCUGGUGGCAAUUUAAGGUGUCAACAGAGGUGUCCGCCGAACGACACAAUCUCGGUAACGAAUCAACAUGAUCGUUGCGUCGUUCUUACCGACCCAAGAGAUUCGUGUUGCACUAUCACCCUCUGCGACGUUACCUUGGGCGAUCACGAGAUCAAACCGGAAACCUCGAGCGACUUGGCUGUAAAUCUUACGGACGUAAAGGUACUGAACUCAACGGCGAUCAAGCUGAAGCUAUCGGCUAAAAAUCCGCAAGAUGUGACUGUGGAGAUAUCUGACAACAAUCAUGUGUGGAGGCAACAGAAGCCUGACAAAGAGGGUAUCAUAUCGAAUUUGGACCCCGCACACUCGUACUAUGUGCGAGUAACAGACGGAACUCGAACGGGUCCGGCGCUACAGGUCUUUCUCCCCGCGGAAGUGAUCAAGACAAAUAUCUCGGACAAGAUGGCGGACAAAGGUUCCUGUAGUCACAUGGGAAAAACAUACAAAGUAGGAGCAGAAUGGUAUGACGAGUGUAUUUCAUUUUGCACUUGCAUCGAAGGUGGUAAAACAGAGUGCCUCACGAUUGAAUGCCCAACCGAUUUUGGACUUGACGUACUGGAUCCUCACUGCUUAGACUGGGAAACCGUGCCACCGAAUUUCAUCCCGAAACCUCCUCGCUGUUGCCCUCAGGAAGUGCGCUGCAGAAAUAAUGGCUCGUGCAAUUACGAGGGCAACACGUACGACAACUGGAGUGAGCUGCCGGCGAACGUAACCGGAUGCGAGAAGCGAUGUUACUGCGAGAUGGGAAACGUGUCCUGUCAGGCAGCCUGUCCACUGGUCCCGGCUCUACCACCUGCAACCUUACCUUGCCCGCCUUAUCAGGCCGCGUUAAUGCAUCUACCCGGUGACGAAUGUUGCUUGAAGUGGAGCUGUAAUCAUGUCCAACCGUCCAACCAGUCGCCAGGAACGAACGCGACGCCCGCGUUUCCCGGCCCCUUAGCCACAGACGCGUUCAAUCAGCAAUCGAUUGACGGUAACAAAAGACCGAAUAACAAGUCGGAUUCGGCCGGGUCCAGCCAGCAACCGGAUCCUGGAACUUCCUACUUGCGGGAAGAUUCGAAAGACGUUCACGCGCACACUGACAUCACCACUCAUGGACUCUUUCAUUACCCCAUGGAUCCUGGACACCCGACGAUACCGUACAACGGACCGUACAGUCCUGACUAUAAGCCCACGCAUCCUACAAUAGAGAACGUGUUCCAUUUAACCCCUCACACCGAGAAACCUCCAACGCCUGGCGAACGCCUGAAAGAAAAGACCAUCAAAUCCAAGUCAGAUGCUAAGAAACCAGUCGAGCCUAUCGUGAAACCGCACAAAGACGACUACUUUCCUGGCCCGUUGGCCCCGGACAAGUUCUUGGACAAAAGCAACUCGAUGGCCACGAACGCGAACAUGAACAUGAACGUGAAUGGGAAUGAGAAUCAUCAGUUUAUACCUGGCCCCGUGAAUCCCAACAAGUUACCACCGGUGCAAAAAGUUGGCCAUGUGACGGAUCAGCCGCAGUUUGUUCCAUUGAACCCUCAACAGGAGAUGGUCGGGCCAGGAUUCGCGAUCACGGCUACAAACAACGGCCAGAGUGUUACGAAAGACGGCUUUCAUCCGCAACUAGAUAAUUCUGCGGCGGCUGGUCCACCUUAUAUAGGCUCGAUACUCAACGGUCCGGACAACGUCGACCCAAACGUGAUCGUGCCCGUGAAUCCGAAAAAGAAAGGAUCCCCUAGCGAUGCAUUCGAUGCUGAGAAGGGUAAAACACCUACAGGAUUGGCUGGCCGCCCGAAACAGGGCCAACGAAAUCCGGAACAAGAGAUCCUUCCGGAAGAGCUCUAUCAUCUGAUCAACCUGCAACAUCCAGGACUGGUUCAGCUAGAACACACUCCACCUGAAGGACACUCCGGCUUGUACGACAUUCACCAACAGAUAUCGGGUCAGAAGCACACGCCGAACAAUCAGAUACAGCCUGGGUACUUUGCCACAGCCGCCGGGCCAAAGAAACCCACGAAGCCGCAUAUUUACACGCAGAAGAAUGAAAACGGUCAGACGACCUAUCAUAUACACACGCCCGAUAUACCGAAUUCGCCCCAGCAGAUCGAGGAACUGUUAGCUCAUAUCGGUCAACACGAUCCCAAUCCUGGACCGUUCCAACAUUAUCCCGGACAGCCAGCCAUACCUCAUAACGGGGCAAGUGGCCCGACUGCCACUCUGCCGCUUCACAUUGACGCUCACAUACCGCAUUCAGGACUCACGCACUUGAAUCAUCCGUUCGCAGCACAAACGCCCAACCAGUCAGGCAUGGAGCACAACGUGCCGACGAGUUUGCCGUUACCUGGUGCCAUUCCUGGAUUCCCUGUUGCUUCCUCCUCGGACGAGGUCAUCGUGCAUGUCCUCGAGGCCCUCGACGAGAACACCGUUCGCCUCGUUUUCACGGUGCCGCAAGUUCUAGUUGGGCUUCAUGGACGCGUCGAGCUGCGAUACACCAACGAUAAAACGAAUUUCGACAUAUCUACUUGGAAAUCGCAAGUAUUUGCUCCGCCGAGCGACCUGAUCGCGACUCCACAGCUUGAGUUCGAGCUGGGCGAUUUGAAACCCUCGACUGAGUACAAGGUGAAGAUCACGGUAAAGCUGAAAGACCUCACCAACAGUCCCACCAGUAAGAUCUACAGUGUGAGGACGCUGGAAAAACGAGCUGAAACGACUACCUUGCCGCCUCAAAUACCGAUCGACGCUGAGCUUCAUGUCACAGAGACAAAUUCUACCUGGAUCAAUGUAAUCUGGAGGAAAUUCACAGAAUAUGAGUUACAGUUUAUCGAUGGAGUUCUGCUGAGAUACAAGGAGCACGAUGGCAAGGUUUACACCGGCUCACCGUUGAUCCACAGGGCGGUGAGGAAUUACAUAAUCGAAAAUCUUCGACCAGCGACUACCUACGAAAUUGGCAUCUUUUUCGUUCCAUUUCCGGGACAGUUGACGGAGUUAGUCAGCGAAAAAACAAUCCGUGUGACUACCUUGAUGGAACCAGAUCCUUACUCGUUUGACGUAAAAGUGGAGAUCAAGACGAUCAAAUCGACAGACGUAGAAGUAACUUGGACUGGAGUACCGUAUCCUGAAGACAAGUACGUGAAUAUUUAUAGAGCAAUUUACCAAAGCGACAGUGGUAAAGAGGAUACGAGUACGUUUAAGAUCGCCAAGAGAGACUCUCAUCCGAAGACUAUAAUCAGCGAUCUUAAACCAGGCACUAGGUAUCGUUUGUGGCUCGAAAUUUAUCUGACCAAUGGAAGAAUAAAAAAAAGUAAUGUGCAAGAUUUCGUUACCAAACCUGGUGUUCUUUUACCAGCAACGGUAUCGCAGCAAGCAGGAAAACUCGCAUCACUACCCCUUCACGAAGGUGAUUAUUAUGGACCUUUAGUCGUGGUAGCCAUCGUUGCCUCUCUCGCUAUUCUAUCAACGCUAAUCCUCUUGAUGAUGCUCAUGAGAAGACGAACUAGCAGUAAGGCUGACAUAUCUUCCCGUAAAAGCACGUCGGCGUACGACAAUCCUUCCUACAAGACCUGUGAAGACGCCGUUACAAUAUCGAAUGGUAGAAACAAAAACACAGACCACGAAAUGGCCACCAUCAACAGCAACGUCAAAGAGACCGCCUAAGAUUUUAUAAUUUAUUAUAUUCUAUUUAUUUAUACGGUCCCUACAUCGCUAUCAAAAGUAUUCCAUGUUCAAAGAGAAUGAUCGACAUACUGAAACUUAUAGCACAAAGAACGAAUAUCGCGAAGUACCCAUACGAUGAUUUAAAAUACUAUGUGUGUGUGUACAUGUAUGUAUAUACAUAUUUUAAUAU